This is a messenger RNA of Rosa chinensis, 693 nucleotides long. RefSeq lists its product as uncharacterized. The record is from RefSeq and is a predicted model, not a curated record. NCBI's taxonomy places the organism in Eukaryota, Viridiplantae, Streptophyta, Magnoliopsida, Rosales, Rosaceae. The transcript has a single exon. Gene Ontology annotation, cellular component: cytochrome b6f complex. Bases 178 to 555 code for a protein of 125 amino acids.
UUGGUCAAUAUCAGUGUGUUCUCUAAUCCACUGGUUUUCCAACACACACUGCAGAAAAGGAAAAAGGGUUCCUCAUACCAUUACUUCUUGCUUCCUUCAAUUUUCAUUACCAAAUUGAAUCUUUUUGUAGCGUCUAAAUCCUUGUAUUCUUUGUCUAUUCCUUUCAGAAUUUUCACAAUGGCAACAGCCUCAGUAACACUCUCACCAGCCAUGUUGAACACCACAGCCACAGUUGCUAAAUCUGUGAGGAAACCAGCAAACCAAGUCCACUAUAUUUCAGGGCUCAACUCAUUUUCUGGACUCAAAGCUCACAACACUGUUGCCUCUCUUGGUCUUCCUCAGUGCACUGACCAGUCCUUUGCCAACAUAGUGAGCUCCUUGAGAGCUCCUUCACAGAACCGAGGCAGAGGUGGAGGUGCACUCUCAUCUACCUGCAAUGCAAUUGGUGAGAUUUUCAAGAUUGCAGCAAUCAUGAAUGGACUCACUCUUGUUGGAGUUGCAGUGGGAUUCGUUCUUCUUCGAAUCGAAGCCUUCGUGGAGGAGUCAGCUGAGUGAGAAUUCUCAGAGACCCUUUAGUUGGUUUUAUCAGUUGUUUAUCAAGAUUCUAUCUGUGUAUUAUUUCAUUUUCAUGUGAUGUAACAAAGGCUUUAUAUUUUCUUCUUCUGGUAAACUGAGUUGGAUAUCUCAGACAAA